Messenger RNA from Magallana angulata, 4225 nucleotides. RefSeq names its product neo-calmodulin-like. Gene Ontology annotation, biological process: neuropeptide signaling pathway. The record is from RefSeq and is a predicted model, not a curated record. The transcript has 7 exons. Gene Ontology annotation, molecular function: neuropeptide receptor activity; calcium ion binding. Gene Ontology annotation, cellular component: membrane. Lineage: Eukaryota; Metazoa; Mollusca; Bivalvia; Ostreida; Ostreidae. Bases 371 to 904 code for a protein of 177 amino acids.
GUCAUUGCAGUGUUGGUGUAUCGGGGCUAUCAAAUCUCUAUCCGUGUAUUGGAAGUGUACUGAUGAAAUGUUACGAUAAACAGAAAAUUAUAGGUUUACUGCCGGCCUUCAUUCUGUGGGUAUGCAUUCAUACGUCAUGUUACAGCGUGAGCGUGGCCCGGGGGCACCUGCUGGUUGACUCACGGGUAAGGGAUCUCCGUCACAUUACACACUGGCGUCACCGCACGACGACCGCUGCGCCGAGGAAGUUUUUAAUGUCACUGGUGCUGGGAAUUUAACAACGAGAUCUGUGUCGGACAACUUGUUGAUUUUUAACGACUUUACACAAAAUAUAAAUCGGUUCAGUAUAUUUGCGAUGAAGUGAGUGAUAAUGGAGAGAGGAGCGUGCGGGAAGACGCUGGAGCCCAGGCCAAGACGGGCGCCGGUCCUGUAUGGAGAAAUCGCCAAGAGGAAAGCUACCAAACACCAGCUUAGUAAAGAAAAAGUUCAAGAGCUCUUUGAUGCGUUUACCAUGUUCGACAAGAAUGGGGACGGCAUGAUAUCGGCGGACGAGCUGGGCAGGGUCCUGUUUCAGAUGGGGAAACGCCCGACCCUCAGAGAACUCCAGUCUUUCGUCCGCUCGGUGGACGCAGACAAGAGUGGAGCCAUCGACUUUGAUGAGUUUCUUGAAAUCUUUGCCCGCAAGAUGUCGAUAGAUCCGGAGAAGGAGCUUCACGAGGUGUUCCAGGUGUUUGACGGGAACAAGGACGGGUUUAUCUCCCCUGACGAGUUAUUCACCAUUCUCUCCAGACUCGGGGAACCCGUAACAAAGGAAGAAGCGCAGGCGAUGAUUCGUGAGGCAGAUCUGAACGGAGAUGGGCGGGUUGACUACAAAGAGUUCAAGGCCAUCCUGAAUUUCCGCUAAGUGGGGAACACAUAUCCUAGGCUAUGCUUAUAUUUGUAUAUCUUUAUAUUUCAAUCGCACUCAUUGUAUAUUUAUUUAUCUGUAUAUGUAUGUUGUACAAAUUAACAGCUGUGAGCAAAUAAAAAACAAUUUUUAUUGACGGUAAAGAUCUAUAUAUGAUUGUAAUGCUGACAUGGAAUUGCCAAACAUGGCUCUGGACAUAUACUGGUACAAUCCUGUCAUUUCCCUGUAUCAAAGGUAGUCCAAAAUAUGACGUUUUCAGUUUGACAAUGAAUUUGAUAUUUGACGUACCUAGAAAACGUCAUAUAUUUCGGACUAUUACGAAGGUAGUCAAAUACUAGUAUACUAUUUAUGUUAAAUAUCGCAUUUAAUUGUACAUUGGGAUGAGGAGUCUCUUGAUAUUGACAUCGACAAUUCAAUUGAAAGUCAAAACAGUUGUAAAACCCACCAGAUCAUUAUUUACCACCCAAUACACAUUGCAUCUUCAGUAGACUUGAUCGUUGAGAAAGGUUUGUCAUUAACAAAACAUACACAGAGCUGAAAUAGUUGUAUUUUAUUGAGAUUCCAUGAGGCACAGUUUAUAAGCGUUCACUGUGGUCACAUGUCUUUGUAAGAAAAUAAAUUACCCUGACACAAUGGAUAACACAAAACCUUCACUGUGACAUAUAUAGGAAUACAGUGUAUAAUUCAGUACACAAUUUACAGGUUAACGCAGUUCAAAUGUACAUAUUCUAAAUGUACUUUUAUCUUUCUCUAUCAAAAUUUUAUCUUACAAAACUUAAUUCAUAUCUACAUGUAUAUCCAGAAUUGAUAACUGUAAAAAAACCUAGAUAUUUACAUAAUUAAUACAGACUGACUUUUUAUGAAGAAUCCAUUACCCAACACUAUAAGCUUAAACAGUCAUUACAACAAAAAUAACAACAGCAGGUCUCAACAGCUCAACAAACCACAGUCAGACAGACGGACAAACAUCCGUAUCAUAGAUGCUGCAAUUUAAAAUUGCGUUAUAAAGCAAUACACAUAAAGCAUACAAUCUUCAAAUCCAUACCAGGAAAAAGCAAGAAAAAUACUUUAAAAAAUCUUUCCAAAAAAAAUUUAUUUGUCAAAUGAUUUGAAAUCAGGUAAUUUGAACACUUGUAAUAAGCUGCCCUGCAUGGCCAGAACCAAAGAAUUGAACAAGAGACUGUGUGAAGUUGUUCAGGACAUAUUGUUCGUCGGCGAAAUUUGUGUGUUCAACAACCUGGAAGACAAGUUUGUUACACAGUAACACACAAUAUCAUGUCUUUGAUAAACACAUUGUUCAGACAGAAGUAUACAUGGUAUAUGCUACUACAGUACAUGUAUAUCAUAUGUGGUUUAUUUUUACAAGAUAAAAUAUAUAAUAUAAAAAUCUCUAAAUUAAAAAUACUUGAAAUGGAAUUAAAAGUCAUACAUAUAUGAAAAUUGCUUGGACAAUAAAUGUACAUCCAACAGUAAAUGUUACUGAGAAUUUGAUUGGUCCAUUUGGGACUGGCAGUAAGGAAAGUACUAGCCACACAAUCAAGUCUUCUAUAACCUCUAUGCCAAGUUAACCUCUCGGCAGCUGAUAGCGGACUGUUAGUGGAGUAGAACAGACCCACAGACACAGUUAUUCCUAGCCUACAAAAUGCCCUGUAUCUGUGCUACACUAGAGAUCCAACCUAAUCUCAGUCCCUCUGCUGCCUAUGAUGGUUGUUUCUUUUCUUUUUUUAAAUUUAAUAUCUUUACUGGUAUCUAAUGCCCUGUAGAGACUUACUGUGGGUUUUACAAUAAUGACUACUGGUAAUUUGUAAAUAUAUAUCUUAUAAUAAACAUUAUUAAUACAUUUGAAAGGAAGAAAUCUGAUGUUCUAUAUAAUACUUACACAACCUUUACAAGAGGCCCAUAGGCCCUUAGGAUCACCUGAGUCAGAUCCAUAGACAGGCAUUAAAUAAUAGCAAUGUCAUACUGUGAAAUAUAUGCAUAAGAAGGCAAAUCUAAAAGCAUUCAAGACAUUGAAUAUUGGGGUACGGGUGUUAUAAAAACCAAAGAAGCCCAGUUUUGUGCAUUUUCAAAAUGGAUAAAAGAAAAUGUGUAAGAGUUUAGAAAUGUAAGCAGAUUAAAGUACAUUUUAUGGGUAGAAGGGGAGAGUUGGCAGAGGAGGUGAGGGGGGUCUGGGUUUUGUUAUGACAGCUUUCCACUAACCAAUUAUUUUUUAAUUAGUCAUAAUGCAAAUUAAUACAAAUCAUUAAAUAAAAAAUAUAUAUGAAUAUUCAAUUUUUUUAAAAAUUCAUGAUAGGGAAGGAAAGGUGUCAGCCGGGGAGAUGAAGAUAGGAAUUCAAAAAUCAAUUUUUAAUUCCCUCAUGGUUUUUUUUUUUGGUUUCAUAGACAUGUCAGCUUAGUAGUUUCUGAGAAAAAGUUAAAAAAAAAUUGACUACCUGGGAAGUUGAAGUAAGGAAUUCACAAAUCAAUUUUUAAAUCCCUCACGUUUUUUUUUUUUUGGUUCAAUAUAAUUGUAGGCCAAGUAGUUUCUGAGAAGAAGUUGAAAAUAAUAAUGACUACCCAGUACUUGAUGAAGCAUAGACAAAUGAAAACUGAUAACAAAAAUCUGAAACCAUAAAAUUUACAAGUACCGGUACAUUGUAAAUUUUGUAUGACUUUGAAAGAGGUAGUCUUUUAGCCUUACGUAAUAUCUGAUCUACCAGGAAUCAAAUCAAUAUAGUGGAAGAAUGUCUUUAAGUGAUUGGUAAGUCUGAAUUCAGAUCCCCCAACGACUAAUGAACAGUAUUAUCAAUACAUGUAAAUAGGGACGAUAUGAUAAAAUCCAAACCAAAAAAUGACAUUAAGUGAGUAUUCCCUUCACAGCAGUUCAAUAAUAAAAAAAGUUCUAUAGCAAAAGCACAUAAAGCAGAAAAAAUAUAAACAAUCUGUACCAGCAAAUAUGUAAAAUACUGAUGGCAAAAGUGUUUGUGUCAUUAAAUUUGUCUGAGAUCUUGGACAAAAUGCAGACCUUAUAUACCUAUAAAUUCUUGUAUACUUUCAGUAUACUCUUCAAAACUACAGUUCAGUGGGUGGACACAGCUUGCAAAAACUGUUAAGUGAACAAUUGUAAAUGCAUGAAAAGCACAAUAUCUGAUGUGAGUCAUCGUAGAGGUUUUCACAUCAAUAAAUAACAAGGAAAACGAUGGCUGCAGUCACAAGUCGAUUCACACACACAGACAGGCAUACCGAACACAACGCUAAAUUUCUUCUCGAUUUACAGAAUCAUGAAUCUUUUUCUCCGACAACAUUGCAUGUUUUCUGUCCUAGAACUGUCAACUUUGC